AUGGAGUCGUCUGCCAUCCCACCCACCUUCGAGUCCUAUCUCCUCACGCCUUUGGACUAUCUUCCUCCUCCAAUGCAUAUGACUGCUUAUUUGACAUUUCUCCUCAAGGAUCCUGCUCAAGCUGUUCCAGUUUUGGAAGCCGCGGUGUCGCAGUUGGUUUCCCAUCUGCCCUUUCUGACAGGAAAUGUUGGCCCCUCGAACACCUCUGUUCCAGGUCGACAGAACGUCCGCGAAGUCCGGCCCUCAACAGUGAAAAUAAUGAAGCAGUAUCCAAUGCUGUCAAUCAAACAUCAUCCCCAAAAAUAUAUUUCCGCAACGGACCAAGGGCAAGUCAUUUGCUAUGAUGACACCUUCACGGAGGAAUACCUACCCUUGCCGCUCCAUUUCGCCACGGCCGAUUCCAGUCCCGUCUAUCGCUUUCAAGCCAACAUCCUCGAGGACGGAAUCAUCCUGUGUUGUAGCGCUCACCAUAUGGCUGUCGAUGGAAUUGGCCAAUGUCUUGUUCUCGAAGCAUUGGCCUCCUGCUGCCAUGCGUCUGAUGGCAGUUUGUCUCCUCAAGACCUGCUCACCACCCCAGCUCACGAGAAAAGCACUCGCAACCAGAUUCUACAAGCAUCAACUUCCAUCAUUCCUCAAAAUAAAGGCCCUGGAUCCGGUCAAACCUGGGGAACGCCUCCGCCUGAUGGAUCACAAGUCCCAAUCAGCCGCAAAUUCGUUCUGUCGCCCGACCGUGUAUCGCAAUUGAAGAGUAUGUGUAGUGCCCACCUACCCCAAAAUAGCAUCUCCGACAGCAAUCUCUCCCGAAAUGAUCUCGUUCUAGGAUUGAUCUGGCAAUGCGUGAUACGGGCCCGUUCAAUGCUUAGAGGGCCCGAGGAACCAUCUGCGCGAUCAAGCCUCAGCACUGCGAUCGAUGUACGGGCAGCAUUGCGCCCACCCCUGCCACGCACUUACAUGGGCAACGCGGUGAUGACUAUUCCGCUUAUAAGCCCCAUUUCCAAUGCCGAAAUGGUGGAUGCAGGCAGUUCAUCAGUUGUCGCUGAGCUCUUGGAUCCUACUCCGGGGGCCUCGGCCGUUGGGCCGCGUACUCCGGUCGAUGCGACUCGCUUGUCAUAUCUUGCGCAGAUCGCGUUGCUCAUCCGUCGUGGGAAUGCUUCUGUUGACAAUGAAUACAUGCGCCAACAUCUUGCGCAUAUCCAUGCUUCACCUGACUGGUCUAUCUCGGCGGCAUCGCGACCUGCUGAGUUUGGACAAAGUAGUCUGCGCACCAUCGGCACCUAUCGAUUAGAUUUUGGUUCUGUUCUGGGCCGAGUGAGAGAUUUUGAUGUGCCGGAUCCCCGAUUCCGAAGCGCGGCGUGGAUCCUUCCAGCUCGGUUUAAGGAUGCGCCCUGGGAGAUCCGCUUGGUGCUGGAGCCUGAAGCAAUGGCGCUGGUGAGACAGGAUCCGUUAUUCCGGUGGACACAAGGCGAAGAAGGACCAAAGCUGUAG
This is a messenger RNA of Penicillium macrosclerotiorum, 1485 nucleotides long. RefSeq lists its product as uncharacterized. The transcript has a single exon. Gene Ontology annotation, molecular function: acyltransferase activity, transferring groups other than amino-acyl groups. The record is from RefSeq and is a predicted model, not a curated record. Lineage: Eukaryota; Fungi; Ascomycota; Eurotiomycetes; Eurotiales; Aspergillaceae. Bases 1 to 1485 code for a protein of 494 amino acids.